Molecule: messenger RNA, 594 nt
Organism: Pocillopora damicornis (cauliflower coral)
Lineage: Eukaryota; Metazoa; Cnidaria; Anthozoa; Scleractinia; Pocilloporidae
Product: S-acyl fatty acid synthase thioesterase, medium chain
Biological process (GO): lipid biosynthetic process
Source: RefSeq, a predicted model, not a curated record
GAUUAAGAGACAUUCCAAACAUGAAUUCAAAAUGGCUGCGUUGUGUUUAUCAAAAGCAAAAUGCAAAACUAAGAUUAAUUUGCUUUCCCUGGGCUGGUGGAGGAGCGGCGUUCUAUGCCAACUGGGGUAAAAAGUUUGCAAGCGAAGUAGAAGUGCAUGGAGUUUGUUUGCCUGGUAGAGAGAGUAGGUUCAAGGAAUCUUUCAUUAUUGAUGACUGGGAAUCAUUUUUAAGUGAUUUCUGUGAGGAUGUUCUGGAGAUUUUAAAAGGAAAGCCAUUUGCAUUUUGGGGUCACAGUCUGGGAGCCAGAUUGUGCUUUGAAGCAGCAAAGUACCUGAAACUGUACUACAACUCACAGCCAGUUCACUUGCUAAUAUCAUCAGCAACUGCACCCCAGGUGGCAAAAAUAACACUAGAUGUUUCAACUCUAACUGAUGAUGAUUUGAUUAAAAAAAUCAGCAGCUGGGGAGGAACACCAAAAGUAUUGACAGAGAGCAAAGACAUGAUGAAGAUAGCUGCACGUGUGUUAAGAGCUGAUCUCACGCUGCUGCAGAACUACAGGUGACACGGAAAUGUCCAUCCUACCCACCCUCUGU